AUCGAGCACGCCUUGCAGACACACCUCCCUUCAUCGGUGAGCACUACUGACUGCAGCUGCUGCAGCCGAGUUCAUCUUACGAGAAUAUAAACAAAAGGAUGGAAUUAGCGGAGGUAUUCGUGAACGGCAUCGUCAAGGCGGGCGACACGCAGAAGCUAAGCGACCAAGAGUAUACCAGACUCCUCGCUAAAGUCUUCGAAGUGGCCACCUCGACCGAAAACGCCGACGACGGCGGAGCCAACGACAGCGACGACUUCAAAGAAGCCAGCUCGGGCGUGCUGGCCCUCAUUCUCGAAGCCGCCCGUUACAACCUCGACGAGUCGCAGCUCACCCUCCAGCUCGAGGAGUACGGAGUCGUCGGCAACAGGGCGACGAACCUGGCGCGCAAGUACGGAGCCCACAGGGAGUCUAUCCGGAUUGGUCUCUCCGAGAUCGGGCGCGGGCCGCCGCACAUCACCGACGUUGACUGGUGCGUCGACUACAGGGUGAAGAACAGUCACCUGGAGCGGUUGGGGGAACCCGUGUUUCAGAUCCAAUUCAAGACGGCGUCCGAGCCGGUCUCGUUCGCCUGCAACAUGGCGCAGAUGCAGGACUUGUUGCACGCGCUGCGGGACGCCUCCAAGUGCGUCGAAAGCAAGUGUCAGGGCGGUGGGUCGUAAAAAGAAAACAAUAAAAAAAAAAACUGAAAUGCUUUUUAAAUUUUGCUGGUACAGACGUAAGUUGUGACGCUAAACAGUCAGUCGGACGCCGUGUACAUAGAACGUCGAAAUGGACGUCCAUGGGA
Molecule: messenger RNA, 784 nt
Organism: Ixodes scapularis (black-legged tick)
Lineage: Eukaryota; Metazoa; Arthropoda; Arachnida; Ixodida; Ixodidae
Product: COMM domain-containing protein 3
Exons: 1
Coding region: 99-659 (186 amino acids)
Biological process (GO): sodium ion transport
Source: RefSeq, a predicted model, not a curated record